Molecule: messenger RNA, 1349 nt
Organism: Frankliniella occidentalis (western flower thrips)
Lineage: Eukaryota; Metazoa; Arthropoda; Insecta; Thysanoptera; Thripidae
Product: probable serine hydrolase
Exons: 3
Coding region: 289-1323 (344 amino acids)
Source: RefSeq, a predicted model, not a curated record
UGGGACUACACUAAAAUUGCUAUCAUUUGCACAUUGCCCUCAACCAGCUGGGGCAUGAAGGUGUGCUGAUGAAAAUCUAGGUGCAGAGAUCACAACAGAUCACCUGACUGAGAGCAUUCAAAGUAACCUUGCCCCCCUUCCUCUUUGCCCCAACCCCCAACAGGGUUAUAUCAGCCAGUUGUGGGAAAGCAGAAGACAUACUGCAAGACAAACAAUAAUAAUGGUAUUCAUCGAAGUCUGUGGGAUAUCAGUUCACCAAUAAUUUCUUCGAAUAUACCUAAAAUUACCAUGAAUCCAAGUUUGUAUUCUGCAGCAUCUGGUCUUAGAGGUGCUUUACAUUUCCAGAAAAUUGGAUCUGUCUGUAAUUUACAACUGCACUCCUCAACAAUUUUAAAGUCAACCACUGUUCCCACGUUGAGUGCAUAUGAAGAGAUUGAGAUUCCUGUUCCGUGGGGCCAUAUUUCAGGGAAAUGGUGGGGAAGGAAGGAUGUGACACCCGUUGUUGGCUUUCACGGUUUUGAAGAUAAUGCAGGCACCUUUGACAGACUGGCACCAUUGUUGAAUUUACCAGCUUUCCUUGCCUUAGAUGCCAUAGGGCAUGGUAAAUCCUCCCACAUUCCUCCAGGGAUGGUUUAUACCUUCAUAGACUUUGUAAUUGCAUUCAGGCGAGUUGUCAAAUACUAUGGUUGGGAAAAAUUUUCUAUCAUUGGGCAUUCAUUUGGUAGCACUAUGGGUCAUAUUUAUGCCUCUCUCUACCCCAAAGAGGUAGAAAAAUUUGUAAGUUUAGACUGUGCACGGACCUUUAUGGCCACAAUAGGGAUGGGUGGAGUCACAGGGGCGCCUCGUUUGAGAUUAAUAACUGAAAAGUCUCUGAAGGCAGAUAAAGAUCUUUCUCGGGAACCGCCAGCUUAUACUGCUGAUGAAAUGGUUGAAGCAUUGUGCUCAACUCUUCACUCUGUGAUGCCAGAACACGUCCACCAUUUAAUGAAGAGGGGUUCCAAGGCCCAUCCUUCAAAACCCAGCCAUUUAUAUUUUACCAGAGAUCAGAAGCUCAGACAAAGUGAUUUUAAUAGACCUAGUUUGGAAGUGCUAAAAGAGGCUGCCAAACAAAUUAAAUGCCAUGUAUUAACAAUUUUAGGCUCCAGUGGAUUUGUAAAUAUUGCAGAGGGUUCACUGCAACAGAAAUCCUUUAACCAAUUUGAAAAAUUAAUUGAAGAAUCAGCAGCAAGUUACCAGAGGCUUCUUGUUGAGGGAUCCCAUCAUGUGCACCUCAAUAACCCAGAGAAUGUUGCUCCUCACAUCAAUACUUUUUUUGCCACAUGAAAUAAAAGAAUACAUUUCUUAAAAAA